[Torrubiella] hemipterigena is the source of this 408-nucleotide messenger RNA. NCBI's taxonomy places the organism in Eukaryota, Fungi, Ascomycota, Sordariomycetes, Hypocreales, Clavicipitaceae. The record is from the annotation of a GenBank genome assembly.
AUGCGCCUCUACAUGGAGGACUUGCUCGACUGCUCCGGGUUAUCCGCACUGAAUUCUAUUGUUCUCUCAUCAAAUGAGUGUCCAGACCUAGAAGAAUGGAAAUUUGAAGGUCCUAGAUGGCUUGCAAGUCAACUAAUGUCCGGGCCCUGCUCGCUCGAGACGGAGGCAGCAUGCAACCACAUGUAUCUAGCGUCUCACAAGCAACAGAGCAACGAGGCUGGUGUGUGGUCCGUGGAGGGAUGGGUGGAGCUAAAGGAGCAAUUGGAAUUCAUUGCGAACAAAUUGGAGUUUUUUCCUACGGAUGUCGAGCUUAGUAAACAGACUCGUGCUUUGGCGGCGUCGUUGAAGCUCAAUAUGGAGGAGGCCGAGCAACGAGCGGCGGCAGCCACAAAAGAAAAUACCGAAUAA